AUGAUUUGUCCAAAGAUUCAAAAAGAUAUUGUAAUUGCUUGCAAGAUUGAAACAAUUAAGGGCAUCAUAAAGAAACUAAAUGGUGAUUAUUUUUCCUUAUUGGUUGAUAAAUCUUUUGAUGUUUCACGCAAGGAGCAAAUGACUGUUGUUUUACAAUAUGUUGAUAGAAGAGGAUUUGUGAUGGAGAGACUUCUUGACAUUGUUCAUGUUAAAAAUACUAGUGCUUUAUCUCUAAAAGAAGCAAUUUUCAAUUUACUUUCUCAAUAUUCCUUGAGUCUAUCUUAUGUGCGUGGACAAUGUUAUGAUGAAGCAAGUAAUAUGCAAGGUGAUAUCAAUGGCCUUACGAUGUUGAUUAAGAAAGAAAGUAGAUCGGCUUAUUCCAUACAUUGUUUUGCUCAUCAACUUCAAUUAACUCUUGUUGGUGUUUCUAAAAGAUGUCUUCAAGUUGAAGAACUUGUUCAUUUGGUUUCAAAUAUUUUUAAUGUUUUGGUGGCUUCUUAUAAACGUAUGGAUGAUUAUCGAGAAUCUCAAAAAAAAAAUCAAGAAGCUUUUGAUAUGGGUGAGCUUAAAAUGGGUAGAGGCUUGCACCAACAAGUUGGUAUUUCUAGAGAUUGCGAUACUCUUUGGGGAUCUCACUUCAAAUCUUUUAAUUGGUUUAUUCUCAAGUUUGGUACAUUUAUGGAUAUUUUUGAUAAUAUUGUUGAAACUGCACAUUCUAUGGAUGAAAAGAUCCAGGGCAACAGAAUAUAUCAGAAUUGCUCAAACUUAUGA
Messenger RNA from Solanum tuberosum (potato), 771 nucleotides. RefSeq names its product zinc finger MYM-type protein 1-like. The transcript has a single exon. NCBI's taxonomy places the organism in Eukaryota, Viridiplantae, Streptophyta, Magnoliopsida, Solanales, Solanaceae. The coding region runs from base 1 to 771 and encodes 256 amino acids. The record is from RefSeq and is a predicted model, not a curated record.